CCUGCUAGAAAAGAAUCGGAUCGGACCUGGUUAAUGGUUACUGGUUUCUGGUUAGUGUGGCACCAAUCGAAUGGCUAUCGCCCGGAUGGGCGAAAGGAUAGACGUAUGGAUCUGUGGAAUGCUGAGAAUGUGCCAAUAUGCCAGUGCCGCGUUUGUGGGAGUGGGAGUGUGAGUGAGUGGGUGUGAGACAGUGUCCUUGGGCGGACUAACAGGUUCCCCGUCUUCCCAAGUGUUAAAGUGCGGCCAAAAGUGUUUCCAAAAAAUACGAUAAAAAGUUUUAAAUCUGCUGCCACCUCCGAUUUAAGUCGAAAGUUUGCCUAAAGGAUUAAAAACACCCACUUGGACUUGUCAUAGCCAAAGGACAAACGAGGCGCCGAGGGCCAGAAGUGAAAAAGGACUAUGGAAGGGGAAGAUAGGCAAAGCUAAAACCAUAAACCCAAAGCCACCAAAUGCAAGUGCAGAACAAACUCAGCUGUGAGUGCUGAAGAACCAAGAGAAGGAGGACGUGCAACCUGCGCCCGAGUCUAAUUAAAAAGUAUCGCUCUGAGGCUGCAGAUUGCUCAUACGCCGUGUGGAACGCGAGUGCCUGAGUGUCCGUACAAGUGUGUGUCAGCUUUUGGUCCGCAUCUAAAGUUUACAACUCGUGAAAGCCAAUCGAGUGGUGUCGAAGUUUUUGUUCGAUUUGCUGGCGGGCCGUCAAAGAAUUAGUUUGGCAUGCGGCUGCUGUUGCCACAACUGUUGCAUGCAACAUGGAUGGCGAAAAUCGGAUAAUACUCAAUGUGGGCGGAAUUAGAUAUGAAACCUACAAGGCCACGCUCAAGAAAAUCCCCGCAACACGUCUCUCCCGACUGACUGAAGCCCUGGCCAACUACGAUCCGGUACUCAAUGAAUACUUCUUUGAUCGCCAUCCCGGGGUCUUCACCCAAAUCCUCAACUAUUACAGAACUGGAAAACUACACUAUCCAACUGACGUGUGUGGCCCGCUUUUCGAAGAGGAGCUGGAAUUCUGGGGACUCGACUCUAACCAGGUAGAACCUUGCUGUUGGUCAACCUAUAGCAUACAUCGCGAUACGCAAAACACCUUAGCCAUAUUAGAUAAGCUAGAUAUUGAAAAUGAGAAGCCCACGGAGGAGCAGAUAGCUCGUCUAUUUGGCUUUGAGGAGGCACUCAGCAACGGCGAGCUUAACUGCUGGCAGCGUCUGAAACCCAAGAUCUGGGCCAUGUUCGAUGAGCCCUCCAGCUCCACGGGCGCCAAGAUCGUUGCUGGCAUGUCGGUUUUCUUUAUAUUUGUUUCUGUGAUAUCAUUCUGCCUGAAGACCCACCCCGGCUUUCGCGUGGACCUGCCCUCCGGCCCCGACGACGCCCACGGCCCAGGGUCGGGCGGACCGCCCCACGGUCACGAUCCCUUGGGUGAACCGCCGCAGACCCAUCAAUAUCAUCAGCACAGCAUCACGCCGCCCAGCGGCAGCAUCGGACCCACCUUUCGUGUCACGAACUACACGAGCUACAGCAGCGGCAACUUCACCGCCCCCGGCCAGGCCACGCCCAUCGCUACCAUCAAGGGCGGCCAGCGGCAGCGACUGAAACGGAAUAUAAACGGGAGCAGCCUAAACGAGUUCAUCGAGGAGAAGUUGCUGGGCCACAGUGGGAAAAGGAAGCACGGAUGGAUCGAGACCUACGGCCAGCCCCAUGAGGCCUUCUUCUACGUGGAGCUGGUCUGCAACGUCUGGUUCUUCAUCGAAGUCGUAAUCAGGCUGAUUGUCUCCCCCAAUUUGUGGCAGUUCAUCAAGUCGCCCGUCAAUAUCAUAGACUUUACUGCCACCCUGAGCUUCUACACGGACGUAAUGCAGCGCAUGGGCGAAUACACAGGACUCCUGGAGGCUUUUUCUAUCGUCAGGAUAAUGCGGCUGUUCAAGCUGACACGCCACUCGCCAGGUUUAAGGAUCCUCAUCCAUACUUUCAAGGCCUCGGCCAAGGAGCUGACUCUGCUGGUCUUCUUCCUCGUCUUGGGCAUUGUCUUCUUUGCCAGUCUGGCAUACUAUGCGGAGAAGUUGCAGGACAAUCCGGACAACCAGUUCAAGAGUAUUCCCUUGGGUCUGUGGUGGGCGAUUGUGACCAUGACCACGGUGGGAUAUGGCGAUGUGGCGCCUAAGACCUAUCCAGGAAUGUUCGUGGGCGCCCUGUGUGCGUUGGCCGGUGUGCUGACCAUCGCAUUACCCGUUCCCGUCAUCGUUAGCAACUUCUCCAUGUUCUACUCCCACACUCAGGCUCGCUCCAAGCUGCCCAAGAAACGACGACGAGUCCUGCCCGUGGAGCAGCCGCGUCGCAAGAGGGAGCCAACUGCUCCGCAUCGCGGAAGGACGAAUGCCAUUAAACAGACGCCACCCACAGGGCCAGGAUUGGUGGCCGGGGGCGUUGGUCCAGCGGGAGCAGGAGGGGGAGGACUCGGUGGCCAUGCCGUGGGUCACCCCGCUGUAGGGGCGCCCAUGCUCAAGGAUGCAUUCGGCGGUGCCAAGAUUGGCAGCGUGAACGUGAACGGCGUCAAUGUCAUUGGCCUGCAUCCUGCGCAAAGGACGACGACGUCGAUGACGAAUAUGGCAGAUCCGACGGCGAUGUCGGCAAUGACCUACCAAGUGCCUAUGCUCCAGCCCCCGCCCGCCCACAGUCAUGGCCACGCCCAUGGCCACGCCCACGUCCACGCCCACAGCCUUGGCACCGCGUCGGCGGCGAUGACGUCACCGGCAUCGCUUACAGGCUCAGCUGCCUCGGCAGCCGUUGCCACAGCCGCCGGUCCCUCCUUCGUCAGUUCGGACUACUUGAGCGUGCCGGCGGUGCAGAGCCUUCAGCCGCGGGCGGCGACGACUGGCCACGACUUCAUGCUGCCGCUCCAGCCGAAACUUCUGGGCCCCCUGGAACGCAAGGAUCAGCAUCCGCUGCAGCUGACCGCCCACAAUUUGGCCUCGGAUACGCACCAGCUGAUGUACUCGGGCCACGCCCACCCCCACCCCCAUAAGGCGGGAGGCGGGGCAACGGUACUGAGUGUGCCGCCCACAUUGAGCAUGUCGCAUACACAGAUGCCGCCGGGAAUGGCCAGCAUGGGUCAGCGCACGCCCAAUCUCAGUUUCCGAGCCGCCCACGGAGGAGCAUCUCAGGUGGCCACGAUUCAGCAGCCCAUUCCGAAUGUCCACGCCUGCCACGCCGGCACCGCGAAUUGCAACAUCAAGAUUUCGGUGCCCCCGGGCGGAGUCUCUAUGGGAUGCCAAGACGAGUUUCGGGCUCCCAAGGUGACGCUGCUGGACGAUCUCAGUGACGAGGUGAACUCCUCGACGGACGAGUGCGGGGACUGCUGUCUGGUGGAAGACAGUGAUACCUACGAGGGCGCCACCAUCAACAAUGGCCAGAGUGGCCAGGAGAACGGAGCGGAAGUCAUCGAGCUGGAUGACGGUCUGCUCGACGGCGAAGAUGACGAGGACGAGGACGGCGAGGGAAGCGGCUUGGGCGGGGACAGUGGCGAUAGUCUCGGUGGAAUCUACAUAGGUCCCAGGCACUGAUUGCCCGACAUAAACUGGGAUUUUCCUCACCAAAGCGGAUUUACCAACUUCUGACAGGACUGCCUAUCACUGCAUCGCCAAACUGCAAUUCGGUGAAAGUAAGGAGAAGGAUAAAGGUAUUAGGAUUUCGAGAUCAUGUGUAAAGUGAAUGAAUUGUUAAAUGCAGUGUGCUACUCUAACCAAAAUGCUGAAUGGAAAUUCAACUGUUUAAAGGUGUGCUAAACGAAAUUUAUGUGAGAAAUGGAUCCUAAGGAGUUUAAAAACCAAGGUCAAUCAUACUCAAACUUUGCUCAGUUCUACUGCCAUUGGUCAUUCAAAUAUUAAGUAAAUUUUAAGCUGAUUUAAAAGAAAGAUGUCUGAAUAAUUUCCCAGCUUGCAGCCAAUAGUUUAAAUCAAUCUUAAUUUAGAAUUCUACAAUUUCAACUCCUUAAUCUUCUGAAUAUGUAAAUAAAAUGUAAGGACUAGCAGUGUUACUAACUUGUUUAGUCCAAGUAUAGGUAAAUACUUAAAAUUAAGCUUGAUUGCUCAACGGCAAAAAAAAUUCGAGAAACUGAAAUAGCUAAGUGUUCCCAAACUUUCAGAAAACUAAACCAAUUAAAACUGUCAUGUGCUCGAAUGUUAAACAGAAGCAAUGAAUUUAAUGCUUUCUCUAUCGUAAAGAGGAGAGAAAUUAAAGCUUUCACGGCAAGAUGGGCUAUUAAUAGUUUCCAAAACUAAGAUAGUGCUGAUAAAACUAUAGUUAGUCCCAAGAUCACUGCCUUUUCAUCUGAAAACUUUUCAAACUUAAGCUCGAAGGCACUGCGGUUGUUUUCCAUUAAUUUUUAAGACGGGACAUUCCACAUGUCUGGGUCAUUUAUCAGUAGUUUUAACCAAUCUUUGCUCUCUACUCAAAGGACAUUCCUGGUCUGACCAAGACAAACAUCCGUAACAUUUGUAUCAGUGUCCCUAUAACUGUCAUGUUGACAACUGUCAUUGGCAGCGUUUGUCUGUGUGUGCGUGUGUGUGGGGAGAGGGGCUUUCAUGCAGCCGAGCACGUCCUGACAGAGUCCUGCAAACAAAGAGAAACGGAGAUAGAGGAGCUGCCCGCAUACAAGGCAAACAUAUCGUCCAUAUAAAUGUGACCACUUGUGUGCAGCCAGCCAGCGAUAUAGCACCACCCACUCGACUCGUCAAGGUGCUUAUUGUGCAAAUCUUGGGACAAAAAUUGCAUGGGCCAACUAUAAAUUCCCACACUUGACUCCCACACGCUCCGUUUCCCGGCUAAGACCCUGAAUCAUGGCCAAAAGUGUCACUGGUCUUGUUUAUCUGACACAUUGACUGCCACCAUUUCAAUGAACUGCGAGCAAAAACUGUGUCGACAAGACGCACACAAAGGGCGACGACAGCCCAAAACUAAAACGGCGACGACAUUCUUGUCCUUGGGAGGACACCAAUCCACCCCCCUCCCAAUCCACCCACUUCCUUUCAUUCUGGCGGCUUGUGUGGUUGACCUUAUAAAUACUAUUUUUGGGGUCGCUGUUACGAGGCGAAUGUGUUAAGUUUUCAUUCUUCGACAUUUAUUCCCAUAAAUGUUAAUUGAUUUAUUCAUAGAAGCUGGAAAAGAGAAAAGUAAAACGCAUGGAACUGUAAAUAUUUGAGUAUGACGGUCAAGGACUAACCAAAUGAAAAUUAAACUGAACAUAAAAGAAGACAGUAGAAGACAUAUUUGACUUUAAAUAAGGUUCAAUGGUAAUUUUUGGUCCAAUAUUUAUAGUUUUUGAUGUGCUACAAAUGAUUAACAAAAAGCGGAAAAAUUUUGAUUCAGAUAUGUAAGGGAAGAUUAAAAAGUUAACGACUAUUUAAGCAAAAGCUCGUUGUAAGUAAUUGUGAAAAAUAGUUGAGCGCAUAAACUUAAUUAGAUAUCAUGCCCAAACAUUGUGGUGAGGGAAGUGAUUCCAAUUAGUCAGUAUAAUCAAAUCCGUUGGUCUGAAUGUGCGUCGUUUUAAAUUUACUCUUUAUUACUUAGCUAAUCUCUGAUUAAAAUGUUAAAUAAUUGCCUAAUUGUUGUGUAAGGGUACCCUGGAUUCGGCCUGCCGACUACAACGUUUUUUCUCGUUUAAAUUAGAAUCUUUACUUUUAAAUGUAUAAGGAAAUGUUGCUUUAAAUACUGUUCAAUUUAGAAAAAGAAACACAUGUUUUUCCGUAUUACAAGCCCAAAAUUCGAAAAUAUGAAAAAUAUAAGUAAAUUAUAUAAAUAUUUAUUGUUAAUUCAUAAACAAACUUUUUAACUAAAGGUAAAAUUUAAAUAAUUUUACAUAAUCUUAAUUGAAAAUGGAAAUGAAUCUUUUGAUAUAAGAGAUGCUGCCGCAAACCAGUGCUCAUUGAAAUAAAUAUUGUUUCAAUAGGAUUAUAGUUAGUUUAAAAAACACAAGUGAGAUACUAAACUAAUGUAAAACUUUUGCCUAGCAAAUAACUAAGUUUAGUCCGGUCAAUGCAGAAAAAUCCAUUGCAUUCUGUAAUCGAUACAAGAAAUAAAUCCUUUUGAAAGAAAUCACCCACCACAGACAGGAAACAAGACCCCGGCUGAACGUAAAUUACAAGAAUUUCGGAACUAUAAUCUCUGUGUACAUAGAUAAUCUCAAGAACAACCUAAAUUUCAUUAGUUAAAUGUGGAGAACAGUAAAGAAACAUUUCUACAAUAUUUAUUGUAAGUAAAGUGUCAAGAGCAGAAGAAAAACAAAAACUGUUUACAAACAAA
Messenger RNA from Drosophila rhopaloa, 6288 nucleotides. Its product is annotated as potassium voltage-gated channel protein Shaw. Lineage: Eukaryota; Metazoa; Arthropoda; Insecta; Diptera; Drosophilidae. Gene Ontology annotation, molecular function: delayed rectifier potassium channel activity; protein binding. Gene Ontology annotation, cellular component: voltage-gated potassium channel complex; axon; neuronal cell body membrane. The transcript is spliced from 12 exons. The record is from RefSeq and is a predicted model, not a curated record. The coding region runs from base 750 to 3551 and encodes 933 amino acids. Gene Ontology annotation, biological process: potassium ion transmembrane transport; protein homooligomerization.